AGAACUCAAAAAAGGGGAUUACUGGUUAACGUGAACCAAGCAAAAGAAAAGAAAGUUCCUCUUGUUUUCCUUUAUAUAUAUAUAUAUAUAUAUAUAUAUAUAUUCUCCACCACCUAAAAUAUAAUCUUUCCUUCUAUAUCUUUCUCUCUUAGAUGUCUUGCCUUGCCUAUUAUUAGUACUUCUUGCCCUUUUAUCCACACCUUUUCACUUAAGAGACACAACAAGCUUACAUUCUCUGUCUGGUCCCUUGUUUUGGGCCAAACUACUGAGGUGCUUUCCUUAUUUCAUUGAAAAAUAAUGCUAGGAGAAAAUACAGUUAAUCCUGAAGGAGAAUUCAAGAUCAGUUUUGGUUAUGAAUGCAAUGCCCAUAACGGUUGCUCUUGCAUGGUUCCUAGUGGAUUUGAAAGUCUUCCUGGAAAAAUCCCUAAGAAUAGCAGCUUCUCUCGCUUGUCUGGUGCUGCCUUAAGUGCGAAUGCCACAUUGGCCAACACAAAUAUCUGCAAUGGUGUAAUAGGGGCAGAAAUACUUCCCAGCUGGGAUUCCCCUAAUUCGUUUCGUAGGAUUCCUUCAUCACCAACUCUUUCAAGGUUGGAUGUAUUAUCAUCUUCUCUUCAAAGCAGUAUGUCAAACCUAAGUUGUAGUCCACCCACCCCAAGUCCACCUGAAUAUGAUUCUUGUUCAUUUAGAUCCAUGAGUGCUCCUUCUAGAAAUGAAGGUUUUCUUAAUGCAAUGGAAGUUCAAGUGGCAGGUGGAGCUGCUGGUGAAGACAGGGUUCAAGCUGUCUGUUCUGAAGAAAAUGGCUGGCUCUUUUGCGCAAUCUAUGAUGGCUUCAAUGGAAGAGAUGCAGCUGAUUUUCUGGCUGGGACAUUAUAUGAGAACAUCAUACAUCAGACUAGAUUAUUAGAUUGUGACUUGAAGCAGGAUGUUACCGGAGCUUCGAAUGUUUUCUAUCCGCAGGGUCCCUUUCAACAUGCUUUCAAGGGAGCUAAUAAUAGUCAUGUAGAGAAACCACCGACAGGAACUUUUGAUAAGAACAAUUCAAGUAUAAAAAAGUCCAUUAAUAAUGCUCUAGUUCAUGAUUCAUCUGAUUCAUUUAGACAGGGGAUGCUAGAUAGCCUUCAGCGUGCCCUUAGUCAGGCUGAGAAUGAUUUCUUGUACAUGGUAGAGCAGGAAAUGGAGGAUCGCCCUGAUUUAGUAUCUGUUGGUUCAUGUGUCUUGGUCGGCCUUCUUCACGGGAUGGAUUUGUAUACACUUAAUCUGGGUGAUAGCAGAGCUGUAUUGGCAACAUACGAUGAGGGCAGCAAUAUGAAGGGCUUUGGGCGAAUAAAACCUAUCCAGCUCACUGAUUCUCACACUGUAGAUAAUGAACUUGAAAGAAGUAGAGUGUUGUCUGAUCAUCCCGAUGACCCAGCAGUGAUUGCAGGUGGAAAAGUUAAGGGAAAACUGAAGGUCACUCGAGCCUUGGGAGUUGGAUACUUAAAAAAGAAAAACCUAAACGAUGCAUUGAUGGGUAUUCUUCGAGUUCAUAACCUCAUAAGCCCUCCAUACAUUUCUACUGAACCAUCGCUGAAUGUGCAUAGGAUAUCAAAAUCAGAUCACUUUGUUAUCGUUGGCAGCGAUGGUUUGUUUGAUUUCUUCAGUAAUGAUGAGGCAGUAAAGCUUGUGCAUUCUUACAUCAUGAGCAACCCCAAUGGUGAUCCAGCAAAGUUUCUACUAGAGCAGCUUGUAGGGAGAGCUGCUGAUUGUGCAGGUUUCAGCAUGGAAGAAUUGAUGAAUAUUCCAGCAGGUAGGAGGAGAAAAUACCAUGAUGAUGUGACUGUAAUUGUGAUUAUUCUUGGAAUAAACCAGCGCACCUCAAAGGCAUCAACUUGGGUGUAAGUUUUAUGGGACUGUUCUCUGUCUUGCAAUAGAGUAUUUGGUUGUCUCUAUUCUGUAGUUAUAGGUUUCAAAUUGUACAUAUCUGAUGCAAAGAAACAAGAUAUAUUUUCUUUUAUUUUUUUAUGAUCUCAGAAUUAGCACGA
This is a messenger RNA of Populus trichocarpa (black cottonwood), 2021 nucleotides long. Its product is annotated as probable protein phosphatase 2C 40. The record is from RefSeq and is a predicted model, not a curated record. The transcript has 4 exons. Gene Ontology annotation, molecular function: protein serine/threonine phosphatase activity. Bases 298 to 1878 code for a protein of 526 amino acids. Gene Ontology annotation, biological process: protein dephosphorylation. Lineage: Eukaryota; Viridiplantae; Streptophyta; Magnoliopsida; Malpighiales; Salicaceae.